UCUUCCCAUCUCCUCAAUCCUAACCUCCUCUGGUCUGCGGAAUUGACCGCCAUGACCUCCCAAACCGGCUCCGCCGACUCAUCAUGGCUCACAGCCGAGAUCAAAGAAGAGGCUGCAUCCAUGUACCUCGAGCCGUCGUCCCUGGGCUUCGCCCGCCUCCUCGACGACAACGACCCCCUCGCCCGUCUGCGGCAGGAGUACCACCUUCCCCUACGCGAAGCUGCCGCUCACUCAGCAUGGCCCUCCGACAAGGCCGCUCCGAAACCUUCAUCAUCCAAACCGGCCUUGUACCUCUGCGGCAAUUCCCUGGGACCAAUGGCAAAGCGCACGCACCAGUACGUGAGCGAAGAGCUCGAUGCUUGGGCCACGCAUUCCGUCUUGGGGCACUUCAACCACCCAAAGGGGUCAGAUAGGCAAUGGACGCAGAUGGAGCAGACGCCACAGCGUAUCAUGAGCGACAUCGUCGGGGCAAAGCCGUCGGAGGUGGCCCUGAACAACACAUUGACGUCGAAUCUGCACACCCUCUUAGCUACCUUCUAUCGUCCGCUGGCUGUGCCACAAGGCGUAGGGAGCAGCGGCAGCGCUAAUGGCAAAAUGCGCCACAAGAUCAUUCACGAGCGCAGCCCCUUCCCCUCGGAUGGGUACACCCUCACCUCCAUCGCUCAGCUCAACAAUCUCGACCCAGAGCAGACGCUCGUCCCGCUCUCCCCCCGCACCGGCGAGGACACGCUCCGCACAGAGGACAUCCUCUCGACCAUGGAGCGCGAAGCGGCAACAGGAGAAUGCUGGGGCAUCUUACUCGGCUCAGUGCAAUACCUCACCGGCCAGGCUUUCGAACUGGGCAAGAUAGCAGCAAAGGCUCAUGAGCUAGGCAUCUUCGUCGCCUAUGACUUGGCCCACGCCUUCGCCAAUGUACCUCUUGCCCUGCAUGACUGGGGCGUAGACUUUGCGGCGUGGUGCACGUAUAAGUACGGCUCUUCUGGCCCUGGUGGCAUUGGAGGCAUGUUCGUUCAUGAGAAGUGGCAUGACAAGGCGCUGCAGAGGCCAGCGGGUUGGUGGGGCCACAACAAGGCGACGCGAUUUGCCAUGCCCAAGGAGUUCGACCCGAUGCGUGGAGCGGCCGGUUGGCAGCAGAGCAACCCUAGCGCGCUGGAUGUUGCGGCGUUGAGGGGUAGCUUGGAGACCUUGGCGCUUAGUCUCGAUCUCGCCGGCAAUGCUCAAGGAGGCUUUGCGAGCGAGGCAUGGCAGAAGGAGCGGGAAGGACAGGACAAAAUUGGGUACGGUAGCAUCAUGCCCCUGCUAAGGGCUAAGUCGCUCAAGCUUACAGGCUAUAUGGAGCAUCUUCUCUUCGAGGUUCCGGAGAACAAGGCCAUUUUUGAGAAGGUGGGCAUCAAGCUUGUCUCACCGGACGACCCGGAGCAACGUGGCUCUCAGUUGACGAUCAGGGUCCCAAACGCUGCGGCGAACGGCUCAUCCCAGAGCAACGGCAACACGGACGACUCCCCCGCCGCAGCCCCCGCCGUAGCUGGCCCGACGGCCAAGGGCACGCUCGUCUCCCGGGUGCAGGCGCACGCAGAGGAGCACUUUGGGCUCAUUGCAGACAUCCGCAAUCCAGAUGUACUUAGGUUGGCGCCCCUCGCUCAGUACUCGACGUUCGAAGACGUAUGGCGGGCAGUGCAGGCGCUGAAGGAAAGCGUUGAGGCAGUGUCAGGGGCGUGAUGAGAAGCUGGGGUGCCAAGAGAAUGGUAUUGAUCACUCAUAGUAACCCACGUCAUUGAAUGCGAAUGAGUGUCUCAUUUCUCAGUUGUGCUUCUUCAAUUAGAUCUAUGACGCUCAAGC
Molecule: messenger RNA, 1839 nt
Organism: Jaminaea rosea
Lineage: Eukaryota; Fungi; Basidiomycota; Exobasidiomycetes; Microstromatales
Product: kynureninase
Exons: 1
Coding region: 52-1719 (555 amino acids)
Biological process (GO): NAD+ biosynthetic process
Cellular component (GO): cytoplasm
Molecular function (GO): pyridoxal phosphate binding; kynureninase activity
Source: RefSeq, a predicted model, not a curated record